Messenger RNA from Phacochoerus africanus (Common warthog), 2374 nucleotides. RefSeq names its product calpain 10 (gene CAPN10). Gene Ontology annotation, biological process: proteolysis. The coding region runs from base 8 to 2047 and encodes 679 amino acids. Gene Ontology annotation, cellular component: cytoplasm. The record is from RefSeq and is a predicted model, not a curated record. The transcript has 12 exons. Gene Ontology annotation, molecular function: calcium-dependent cysteine-type endopeptidase activity. NCBI's taxonomy places the organism in Eukaryota, Metazoa, Chordata, Mammalia, Artiodactyla, Suidae.
CCCCAAGAUGCGGGCGCCGGCCAGGGAGCUUUUCCGAGACUCUGCCUUCCCCGCGUCGGACUCCUCGAUCUUCUCCAGCUUCUCCACGCCGCUGGUCCAGUUCCGGGAGGAGAUCACGUGGAGGCGGCCCCAGGAGAUCUGUGCCGAGCCGCGGCUCUUCGCCGAUAGCCCGCAGGAGGGCCAGGUGAAGCAGGGCCUGCUGGGGGACUGCUGGUUCCUGUGUGCCUGCGCCGCCCUGCAGAAGAGCCGGCGCCUCCUGGACCAGGUCUUUCCGCCAGGACAGCCGAGCUGGCUCGACCAGACGUACCGUGGCUCCUUCACCUGCCGCGUGUGGCAGUUUGGACGCUGGGUGGAGGUGACCGUGGAUGACCGUCUGCCUUGUCUUGCAGGGAGACUCUGCUUCUCCCGGUGCCAGCGAGAGGAUGUGUUCUGGCUCCCCUUGCUGGAGAAGGCCUAUGCCAAGGUCUCUGGGUCCUAUGAGCACCUGUGGGCAGGGCAGGUGGCAGACGCCCUGGUGGACCUCACUGGUGGCCUGGCGGAAAGGUGGAACCUGAAGGACCUGGCCAGGCCCGGCGGCCAGCAGGACAGGCCCGGCGGCCAGCAGGACAGGCCCGGCGCCUCGGAGCCCAGGACUUGCCGGCAGCUGCUUGUCCUGAAGGACCGCUGUCUGAUAAGCUGUUCGGUGCUCAGCCCCCGAUCAGGUGCCAGGGAGCUGGGGGAGUUCCACGCUUUCAUUGUCUCGGACCUGCGAGAGCUCCGGGGUCUGGCCGGGGAGAGCAUCCUGCUGCUACGGAUUCAGAACCCCUGGGGCCGGCGGUGUUGGCAGGGGCCCUGGAGAGAGGGGGGCGAGGGGUGGAGCCGGGCGCAGCCAGGGGACGAGUCUGCGCUGCUGGCCGAGCUCCAGGACGGGGAGUUCUGGGUGGAGGAGGAGGAGUUCCUGCGUGAGUUUGACGAGGUCACCAUCGGCUUCCCGGUCACCGAGGCCGGCCACCUGCAGAGCCUCUGCUCAGGAAAGGCGCUGUGCCACACUCAGCAGCUGCCCGGGGCCUGGGUCAAGGGGCAGUCGGCAGGCGGCUGCCGGAACAACCGCGGCUUUCCCAGUAACCCCAAGUUCUGGCUGCGGGUCUCGGAACCCAGCGAGCUGUACGUGGCCGUCCUGCAGAGACCCCGGAUGCGCCUGACAGGCCGAGCCCCAGUGCGGGACGACCGUGCCUCCCGGAGCCCCACGAGCUGCCUGGGCAAGGACCGCCAGGCCGUGGGUUUGCACAUCUGGAAGGUGGAGAAGCGGCGGGUCAGCCUGCCCAGGGCCCUGUCCGCGCCCCCCGUGGCAGGCACUGCGUGCCACGCGUACGACCGUGAGGUCCACCUGCGCUGUGAGCUCGCCCCGGGCUUCUACCUGGCCGUGCCCAGCACCUUCCUGAAGGACGCGCCGGGGCAGUUCCUGCUCCGCGUCUUCUCCAGCGGGAGGGUCUCGCUCAGUGCCAUCAAGCCGGCGGCCCAGAGCGUUGCCCACCCGGAGGGCCUGCCCGCGGGCGAGUGGGAGACGGUGCAGCUGCGGGGCUCCUGGAGAGUCGGCCAGACGGCGGGGGGCAGCCGGAACUUUGCCUCCUACCCCACCAACCCCUGCUUCCCGCUCUCAGUGCCCGAGGGCUCGGGCCCUCGCUGUGUCCGCAUCACUCUGCGCCAGCACUGCCGCGACGUCGAGUGCCUCCCCAUCGGCUUCCACGUCUUCCAGGUUCCGCUGGACGGCGGGGCCCAGGGUGCCUCCUCGCUGCUGCUCCAGGAGCCUCUGCUGAGCUGCGUGCCACACUGCUACGCCCAGGAGGUGAGCCGGCUCUGCCACCUGCCCGCGGGGACCUACAGGAUCGUGCCCUCCACCUACCUCCCGGACACAGAGGGGGCCUUCACGGUGACCGUGGAGACCAGAAUAGACAGAACCCAGAGGCCUGACCCUGCCCUCCUCGCCCACAGGCGCUCCAUCCACAGCCAGGAGAUGCUGGGGCAGCUGCUCACGGAGGCCUCCUUUAUGGCGGUGAUGAAAAGCUAACCGGAUGGCCUUCCUGUCGGCUCUGGUGACCGGGCUCCAAGGGGCCCCCAGUGGCCCACGGGUCACCGCCACGGCGGCCGGGCCGGUCCCGGUGGAAAGCAGCAGCCCUGGGGUCGAGCAGGUGCUUCAGGAAGGGCCAGAAAACCUCAGGGGCAUUUUUGUUCCUGCCGCUGAGACUGCAGAGCUUCCCGAAGUCCUCCAUGCCGUCCAUCUCCUUGGCCCUGGAGAGAGGCCUACAGCAGGACAGUGUCGCCACAGACCUUGUUUAGAAGUAUUUAUUAGAAGCGUUUUUAGGUCAUGACUUUAUAAAUAAACCGUUAGCAUCGA